This is a messenger RNA of Cajanus cajan (pigeon pea), 764 nucleotides long. Its product is annotated as protein translation factor SUI1 homolog 1. Lineage: Eukaryota; Viridiplantae; Streptophyta; Magnoliopsida; Fabales; Fabaceae. The record is from RefSeq and is a predicted model, not a curated record. Gene Ontology annotation, molecular function: translation initiation factor activity. Gene Ontology annotation, biological process: translational initiation.
AUUUCCUUAUUAAAUUUAUCUUCUUCCAAACAUAGCCACAUCUCACCGAGUUGCUGAGAGAGAAAGCCAUCAAGGUUCCACUUCGGCCUUAUCCAAUUUAGGGUUUCGGUUUUUUACCUUAAAUUUGACGUAUCGGAGCCCUAAAUUUAGGAUCAGGUCUGAGCAAUCUGGUUGGUACAACCUUUGGUCUUGGAGAGUCAACUUUUAUGUCUGAAUUAGACGCUCAGAUUCCUACUGCCUUCGAUCCUUUUGCUGAGGCAAAUGCUGAUGAUUCGGGUGCUGGGACAAAGGAGUAUGUGCAUAUUCGCGUACAGCAGCGAAAUGGUAGGAAAAGCCUGACAACUGUUCAGGGAUUAAAAAAAGAAUUCAGCUAUAACAAGAUACUUAAAGACGUUAAGAAAGAGUUCUGUUGCAAUGGCACAGUUGUUCAGGACCCAGAACUAGGACAGGUUAUUCAACUUCAAGGUGAUCAACGGAAGAAUGUUUCUACCUUCCUAGUCCAGGCUGGAAUCGUGAAGAAGGAGCAUAUCAAGAUUCAUGGUUUCUGAGCGGUUGGAGUCUUAAGUGUCAAGUCUUACCCGCCUGACUAUGAGUUGGGCUUAUAGAUAUUCUUAGUGGUGUAUGUGAUUGCGAUAUUUCUAUCGUGUUCUGGUGUUUUACCAUGUGAUCUGGGAUUAUGGAUUUUAGAACAUUGUGUGUUAUUUGCUUUAAAGACAUAUAUGAAAACAGUUUAAUUGGUAAUCUAUUCGAUCUCAUUUCAUUUA